AUGGAGAUGUUCAACCCACGAGACGUCUCCUGGUCCUCGAUACCGACAGAUCUCCUUCUCGCCGAAAUUUCCAGACGGCAAGAAGAUGACAAUGGCGAGCCAGAGAAGCCCGCCUGCGGCUCGGGCGAACGAGGCGCAUACGACACCCCGCUCCAUGUCUUUGCUCUGAUCCUCAUCCUCGCCCUCAGCACGCUCUCUUGCGGCUUCCCGCUGUUCUCCCGCCAGAGAUCCAAGAGUCGCCGCGCGAAUACCGUCAUCUUCCUGGGCCAACACUUCGGAACCGGCGUCCUGAUCGCGACCGCCUUUGUCCAUCUCCUGCCGACCGCAUUCCUGUCCCUCACCGACCCAUGUCUACCAUACGUCUUCAGCAAGGGAUACCAUCCCAUGGCGGGACUAGUGUCCAUGGUCUCGGCUUUGAUAGUCGUGACGAUAGAGUCGUACCUGACGAUUAGGGGCGCUGGGCACUCGCACGCGCACAACCACGGCUGGGACUCGGAGGACGAGGAUUCAGAGGAGGAGACUACAGAAUCCCAGACCAACGGUGGCUUGGCUGCAAGGAGAGCCUCGGGCCACCGACCAGCGGACAUCGCGCUGAACGACGUGGGAGCGAGUCGAGGGCUCAUGGCCGAUGUAUCGCCGUUGCCAAAUUCCACGCCCACGGUCGUAGCGCCGAACGGGAGAAAGCUCUUUGUCUCUAACAAGAACGAUGAAGACGAGGACGAUGAGGAUGAGGAUGGCCUGUACCAAGACCAAGACCUAGACCUAGACCUAAACGAGCUAGACCCCGCGACCAACGACGACGCGCGACCCCUUGCGCGUCCCAACCAUGCAAAACGGCACUCCGAAUCUGGGACCCAGCAGGUCCCGCCUACGCCCGAAGAGCAACAGCGGCUCAUGCUGCAAUGCAUGCUGCUAGAAGCCGGGAUUCUGUUCCACAGCAUAUUCAUCGGCAUGGCAGUCUCAGUCGCCAUAGGGCCCCCGUUCGUGGUCUUCCUAGUCGCCAUCGCCUUCCACCAGACCUUCGAGGGGCUCGCGCUCGGGUCGCGCAUCGCGGCGAUCCAGUUUCCGCGGUCUUCUAUACGCCCCUGGCUGAUGGUUCUGGCGUACGGGGUCACCACGCCCCUGGGUCAGGCCAUCGGGCUGGGCGUGCAUACGCUGUACGACCCCAAGAGCCAGACGGGCUUGCUGAUGGUGGGUUUUAUGAAUGCCAUUUCCAGCGGCCUGCUGUUAUUUGCGGGCUUGGUUCAACUACUAGCUGAGGAUUUCCUCACGGAGAAGAGUUAUAAAUCACUGAAGGGGACGAGGCGCAGGGACGCUGGUCUCGCUGUGUUUGCUGGGGCUACGCUCAUGGCUCUGGUGGGCGCUUUUGCAUGA
Anthostomella pinea is the source of this 1374-nucleotide messenger RNA. The record is from the annotation of a GenBank genome assembly. Lineage: Eukaryota; Fungi; Ascomycota; Sordariomycetes; Xylariales; Xylariaceae.